Molecule: messenger RNA, 2183 nt
Organism: Mangifera indica (mango)
Lineage: Eukaryota; Viridiplantae; Streptophyta; Magnoliopsida; Sapindales; Anacardiaceae
Product: chaperonin CPN60-like 2, mitochondrial
Exons: 18
Coding region: 164-1888 (574 amino acids)
Biological process (GO): protein refolding
Cellular component (GO): cytosol; mitochondrion
Molecular function (GO): ATP-dependent protein folding chaperone; ATP binding
Source: RefSeq, a predicted model, not a curated record
GAACCAACUUCACUAGUCUCUAAUCGAAAGGUUUGAUUUCCUUGUAACCGCGUAAAGUUUCGCAUUUUCAGGUCAAACCGAGCAAAGCCCUUCGUUUCUUCUCUCGGAAGACCCGCUCAUCUCUCCUUAUCUCUACAAUUUUUAAGUGCAUAAUAUACCAAUUAUGUAUAGGGCAGCUACAAAGCUAGCUUCUUCAAUCGGUUCAUCUGCAUCAAAGAAACUGGUGUACAGUAGGGUUAUAUCCAGUAGGAACUAUGUGGCUAAGGACGUAAAUUAUGGGGUUGGGGCCCGCACAGCAAUGUUGCAAGGUGUAUCUGAGGUUGCAGAGGCUGUGAAAGUUACAAUGGGACCUAAGGGUCGCAAUGUGAUUAUUGAAAAAAGUAGAGGAGAUCCCAAGGUUACAAAGGAUGGAGUCACUGUGGCAAAGAGCAUUAAAUUCAAGGACAGAGCCAAAAAUAUUGGUGCAGAUCUUGUAAAGCAGGUUGCCAGUGCAACUAAUACAGCUGCUGGAGAUGGUACAACUUGUGCAACUGUCUUGACUCAGGCGAUAUUAACAGAAGGCUGCAAAUCUGUAGCUGCUGGUGUAAAUGUCAUGGAUUUACGCAGUGGUAUUAACAUGGCAGUUGAUGCAGUUAUAUCUGACUUAAAAGAAAAAGCACAAAUGAUUAGUACCUCAGAAGAGAUUACACAGGUUGCCACUAUCUCUGCAAAUGGUGAACGUGAGAUUGGAGAAUUAAUAGCAAGAGCAAUGGAAAAAGUUGGAAAGGAUGGAGUGAUUACUGUUGCUGAUGGGAAUACUUUGGAUAAUGAAUUGGAUGUGGUGGAAGGAAUGAAGCUUGGAAGAGGCUAUAUAUCUCCAUAUUUUAUUACUGAUCAAAAGACACAGAAAUGUGAACUAGAAAAUCCCUACAUUCUUGUUUGUGAGAAGAAGAUAUCAGACAUGAACUCACUUGUGAGAAUAUUGGAGCUGGCUCUAAAUAAAAAAAGAGAAUUCCUUGUUGUGGCGGAGGAUGUAGAAAGUGAAGCACUGGCCAUGCUCAUUCUCAACAAGCAUCAUGCUGGAGUUAAGGUCUGUGCUAUCAAAGCUCCUGGCUUUGGGGAGAACAGACGAGCAAAUCUAGAUGAUCUUGCUGUUCUUACUGGUGGAGAGGUUAUCUCUGAAGAUCGUGGUCUAACUCUUGAUAAAGUCAAAGUAGAGAUGUUUGGCACCGCAAAAAAGGUCACUGUCUCUGUUGAUGACACUGUUAUUCUACAUGGUGGUGGGGAUAAGAAUUUGAUCGAAGAGAGAUGCAAGCAGCUGAGGACGGCCAUGGAGAAGAGUGAUGCUAUGUUUGACAGGGAAAAAGCACAAGAACGACUUUCCAAGCUAUCUGGUGGUGUUGCUGUUUUUAAGGUUGGAGGGGCGAGUGAAGCAGAAGUUGGAGAGAGAAAAGAUAGGGUUACAGAUGCUUUAAAUGCUACAAAAGCAGCUGUGGAAGAGGGUAUUGUACCUGGUGGUGGUGUUGCUCUCUUGUAUGCAAGCAAGUCUCUGGAGAAUGUUCAAACUCAAAAUGAAGACCAGAAAAGAGGUGUCCAGAUAAUUCAGAAUGCUCUUAAGGCUCCUACUUACACCAUAGCUUCAAAUGCUGGAUUUGAUGGUUCAGUUGUUGUUGGAAAAUUAUUGGACCAAGAUGAUCUUAAUGUGGGUUUUGAUGCUGCCAAAGGUUCAUAUGUUGACAUGGUGAAAGCCGGAAUCAUUGAUCCCCUUAAAGUCAUUAGAACAGCCUUAGUCGAUGCUGCAAGUGUGUCGAUGCUGUUGACGACAACCGAAGCAACAGUCAUGGAGAAUCCUGAUGACAAAAAUAAGCUUCCAAGUCGUAUGCCAGCAAUGGAUGACAUGGGCUAUUGAUUACAAGUUUCAGAAGCGUUAAACAUAACAUCUACUGUAACAUUACUGAGGCAUUAAAAUACUCACCUGGAUUCUUGAUUACACAGCCUUGAAUUGCAUGCAGGAGGUUGAAUUUUGACAGGUAAAGGGGAGAGAAUUAAGUUGCAAGUACAAUUUGGGAUACUUGUAAAGAAAUCUUUAUUUAGAGUGCACAGUCUCAGAUCAAGAUUGAGAGAGCCAAGAUUCAUUGAAAAAUACCUCAGAUCUUUAUAUUUUAUGGAAUUAGAAAUUCCAGAUGUUUUUAUACAAAGAAAAA